Molecule: messenger RNA, 2439 nt
Organism: Mytilus californianus (California mussel)
Lineage: Eukaryota; Metazoa; Mollusca; Bivalvia; Mytilida; Mytilidae
Exons: 17
Coding region: 105-2381 (758 amino acids)
Biological process (GO): signal transduction; regulation of apoptotic process
Molecular function (GO): protein binding
Source: RefSeq, a predicted model, not a curated record
UUCUAUUUUUAGAUGUGGAGUUCCCAUUUUACUUCCUGUGAAGUUAUUUACAAGUCAAACAAUGGAUUUAUAAUUUUAGGGGAAAGGUCUUGACAUAAGUAAAUAUGGCGUCGUCAUUAAACAAUGAUGUCUCGAUGGAUGCUUCACCUACAGAUGAAAACUACAAACCUAACACUGUAUCAUUAAGAGGAAACAGAGAACAACACUUGCCACAGGCAAACGGAGUGGAAAAUGAUGACACAACUCCAAAAUGCGUUGUGCAAGAAAAUCACUCAUCUGAGGCGGCUGAAAGUGCAAUUUUGAAUGAAUACCUAGCUAUUGACCAAAGCAAUAACCCUAGCGGUCCAAGUUCUUUCGCAGAGUAUUUGGAACGUUCCAGUGAUACUUCAGUGGUUGGUGAUUGUUACCCAAGUAGAGAAACACCUAGCGAGGAAGGUACAUCUCAUCAAAGACAAACAAGCACACGAACCGAAGAUGAAGAUGACAAAAUCCACAGGUUUUUUCUUGAGUUGACUGCAUCAUGUGGUUUAAAAUGGACUACAUUUCUUGCAGAACUUGGAUACAACCCUAAAGAGCUUUUUCAUUUGUCAGUAGAAAAAAUGGACAACCAUUUUCGCCAUUAUUUGGCAUUUUGGCUUGAAACGGUCACAAGUUUAGGGCAAAACCCAAUUACAUACUUAUACAAUGCACUAUCCCUGGAACGACACCAUGAACUUGUAGAUAAAUUCAAAGAUCAGUUUAAUAUAAAAUAUUCUCCAUGUUCACCACCUCGUCAUGAGUUUGUUUUACUUAAAGAAAACCUUUUGAAGAUUCCUAGUCAAAAAGGAGGAACAAUAACUUCUUUGAACAGAAAGGAAGAAAUUAUGCAUGUUGAAAAAGAAAUUUGGAGUAAUUUAACUGAUAACGAAUUAGAGCAAAUCAAGGCAUAUUUACAUAAUACUAAGAAAGAAAAGUUUGGCAAAAGGGUACUUCAAGAGAUAAAAACCAGUCUUGACUUAUUUCGAAAGCUCCAUGAAACAUGUUUGGUAAAUGAGGACAGCUUCGAAUUUUUAAUAAAAAUUCUCAAAUUUGUGGGCCGGAAUGAUCUUAUACAGAAAAUAAUGGCAUUGGAAACACCAUAUUGUCGAUUUGAAAAAGAUACAGCUAAUGUUAAAACAAACCCGUCAUCGUGUUAUAAUUCUUACUCUGAUAAAAAAAAUACGAUGAACCAACAAUUUAAACAAGAAUGUAAACAUGAGGAGAGCUUUGUUUCAAAGUUUGUUCAUUCAACUAAAAUAAUUGAACAUAGUAUUUCUGCUAAGACCAAGGAAUUAUGGCAAACUGAUUGUGAAGCAAAGGAACUGACAACCAAGUAUGAAUCAUGUCGUCAGAAGAUUCAAAAAUGUGUAGAAGAACGCAUGCAAGUUGAAGCUCAGAUAAAAAAGUUGCAAUCACAUGCAAAUGCUUUACAAUCUACAGAAACUUCUUUAGGAAGCGAUUUAAGUUCACUAGAAUCAGAUAGAAAAGCAGUAAAGAAAUUACAUCAGAAGCAGACGUCUGAAUUAGAUCUGUUUAAAGAUACGUUGGAAAAAGAAAACCAAUUAUACGAAGAAGAAUUGGAACAACACAGGAAACAAACAUUGGAAAAAGAAAACAAAUUACAAUUACAACAGAAAAAAAACGAAUUGGAACACAGGAAACAAACGUUGGAAAAAGAAAACAACAAAAUACAAUUACAACAGAAAGAAGAAUUAGAAAAGAAUCGGAUGUGGCCAGAAAAACAAAUUCCGAGAUAUUCCCCUGUCGAAAACGAUGGCCCCUUUGAGAAUGAGGACAAACCAGCCAAAACACUGAGCAGAUAUGAAUCCCACAUAUCUAGAGACGGAAACGCACAACAAGAAGAAGAAGGUGCGCAAAUAAUUCCUCAAUGUGCUUCCUCUAAAGAGGCUAGAGCUAGACCUCUUCCACAUGAGGUAUCUGUUGAACCUAUGAUACUCAUAAUGGCGGCUGAAGAGAAUAACAACGAUUUAGAAUCAUUCAAGGCUGACGUUUUACUAGCAGUGCCACAAAGUGUUACAAGGAGCAACAUACAUGAGAUAGUAAUUGAAAGCAACAUCACUAAUGUAUUUCUUAAUAGAACUGACAAUCAAAUACAGAAGGCAGUCCUACUAUUUAUUCUGGUGUCUGAAGGUUUUGCAAAACGUUGCUGGCCUGAUAUCUCCAAAAUGAAAAAACUCACUGAUGCAUUAUAUGAUCAACAACCAUUAGUUGUCCCUGUAAUAAUUAAAGCUACUGUCAAACCUCCAAUGGGAUUAAAUUCAGCUCACUCUCUUUGCUUUUAUAGACGUGACCUCUAUUAUAAGGAAGCACUUUCAAAGCUUCUUGGACAGUUUAAGGAAUAGUUUACUUUCUCUGCUUGUAUCAUACUGUAUUGUUUUUCAAUUGUUUCCCCGUUUCAUU